AACGGUUCAAGAUCGGACGUAAAAUCGAAAUCGGCCACCGUAAGCCAUGCAGCAAACAGUCACCAUCGUAACGCAAAUGUAAUGAUACCAAAGCCAUGGACUCGGUCAUCGGCGUCGAUGAGUCCAGUAGCGCAUAGUGGACCGAGAAGGUAUUACGACAGAGGGCCGUGUGGUAUUCCAGAACUUGAUAUGAUGAAUGAUAAUAUGCAUGUGAAGAGAGGUAACCGCCAUCUGAAUAGACCGAUUAAUUUCGAUAUUCUGAAUACGGACUUCGAUUUUGAGGCGAAUUUGGCGUUGUUCGAUAAGGAUGUGCGUUGGUUUGUUUGUGUGCAACAUUCGUUGAAUUUUUGUUUGUUAUUUGUUUGA
Anisakis simplex (herring worm) is the source of this 366-nucleotide messenger RNA. The record is from the annotation of a GenBank genome assembly. Lineage: Eukaryota; Metazoa; Nematoda; Chromadorea; Rhabditida; Anisakidae.